GACGGGUUGCCCGGCAUAGUGGAGGAGGCGGCGGCGGCGGCGGCCGGGUCGGUCCGCCGCCGCCGUCGGGGUCUCCCGUCGAGCUCCACCAGCAGCUUCCACACGGCCAGCCCCGGCGAGACAUCUUCGGGACUCCUCUCAGAUUCCCCAUAAGGCGUACCCCUUUUUUCCCCCCUUUGCUUCGCUUCUUGACCGUGGCUAGGAUUCAAUGGGAGCGAAAGGAAAAAAAAAUCCUAAGGAGCCAUAGAACCGAUAUGAAUGGAUCAUUAUCAAGACUUAAGGAUGAACACGAGACUGAAAUAAUUUGCUGCUGAACUUGGAAAACUAACACAAACAGUGCUUCCUCUUUAUAACUUUUCCUGAAUAUUCACUAACGACACCAAGGACGGCACCUGCUGAUGAAGAUGCGUUUCUGCUCAUCACUGUUCACUACUACAUGGCACCUGCUUUAUCACUCGUAUAAUACCUGCAUACGAUGCUCACCACUUUAAUUCAAGUGGUUUCCAGUUUAACACACCAUUGUAAACAUACAUGCUGGAUAAUAUCCUCCACAUGCUGUGCGGGUGAUGCAUGGGGGGGGUGCGCGGAUUCUUUGAUCAUAUAUUUUACCACAGAGGUUAAUAGAGGUUGGGAGAAGCUUAAUUGUUGUACCAUAGUUAUCUACAACACUGGAUUUUGCUACACUGCCCUCUGCUUUGUUUAUCACCGUUGCUGAGCAAAGGUCCAAAAGCGUAGCAGAGAGCGAUAUUGAAGGGUGCAGCCAUUCGACAGCCUUCAAUGCUAUUUUCAGCAUGUUGGUCACCUAUCCCAAGCAUUAUCCAGGUGAAAUACCUGCUUAGCUUCCGAGAACUAAAAAAAAUCGAGUGCAUCUCGAAGAUGCGGUCAUAAGCGGACCAUUCUGGGCCGUGUCAAAUGUGGCUGGCUUAUGAACUCAGAGAAUUAUAAAUAGAAGCUUGCUCCUGCAAUUUUAUCAAGUUGCACUCGUACCGAUUAUAGCAAUGGAGUGGCUGUGCUCUCAUAGACAUUUUUUUUAUUUUAAAUCAAAUCCCAGUGGAAUACUGUACAUAAAAAUAAGUAUAAUUUGUGGGAACUCAAAGUUACAGUAUUGAUCAAAGAAAUGCACGUGAUAAUGUGUGUUAAAUGUUUCAUUAUGCAUAGCCCUUUUGCCAAUCCCACUGCUGGAUGAGGACUUUUUUUUCAAUUGGCAGGGCUUAUUUAGACAUACUUCACCACGUUGUGAUAUUUAAAACACGACUUUUGCAACUGUGUAGGUUAAACAUUUGUCGGUAAAUUAAAGUUGCAAGAUUCAGAGAGUAUGAGCUGAGUUGUAUGCAAAGACAUCAUUUACACUAUGUUCAUGUUUAAACUGAUCAUUGAUAUUUAUGAAAAUACAUUUCUCCGUUGUGUAAAUACGAAUCUGUAAAGAACAUAUCGUGCUCAUGUUUACUGCAGUACCGUAUUAGGGGUGUAAUGAUGCACCGAUUCAUCAAUUAAUGUUGAUUCUUAAGCUCAUGAUAUAUGCACAUAUUUUAUAUGGGGGUGUUGUGGUGGUGCAGUGGUGAGAGCCUUGUGCUAUGAACUCACCAAUCCAAGUUCAAUUCCGGGUCAUGGCAGCUAACAUCAGUGACAAGUGAUAUCUGAACCGGUCCUGGGAAGACCUUCAUCCAGAAGUGGAUUGACAAAGGGCUGGAAAUUAUGUAUUACUUAUUUAUAUUUGGUGUCUUAUGCGUUUAUGUGACCCUGCAGCCACUAAUGGCCACUACAAUCACUGCAAAGUUGAAAGAAAAAAUAUUUAUUCUUGACUGAAAUCAGGACCCUGAAUUGCAACAAUUACUUGGAUCAACGCACCAGUAACACAGGACAUCAUUAAGCUGUUUUCCUAUUUUAUGAUAGAAAAAAAAUACUUUUAAUAUUAAAUACAUUUGACAAGUCAUGACAGAGCAACUGCCAAAUCUUUUCUGGAUACCCAGCCUUUUAAAAUAUAAUGGCUUUUUAGAAAUGUGUGCGUUUUGACAGUACUCUUGACUAUUUAGUGUUCGAAUAUUUAAUUUUCAACACAAACAAAUCAUGUGUGUUGUUGACACUUAUUUUACACAUCAUUAAACGAUGACUGAAAUAUUCCAUUUGCGGUAUUUUCAAUUUUGGUAAGUGCAAGACAUUUACUUCACAAAGUUUACUCUCAAUUUUAUAAAAACACACAUUUCAUUAAUGCAAACGGCACACUUUAACCUCAUUUUCAUUACUUACUGAAGCAUACAUUGUGGCCUAGAAGUCGAUAAUAAAAUCCUGUGUUACAGUACCUUGCCAUAUAAGUUGGUAAAACAUAAUCCCAGUGUCAAUGAUGAAUGUGCUACGGUUUUUACACUUUCCAUUUAAGGUUGAACACGUUUGUGUAUUACUAUAGUUAUCUGUGCAUCUGUCCAUAAUGACAGUGCACUGCAGCUGUUGCAAAAAGGAUUCGAUAUUAAUUCAUUUGUCGUGUAAACCUGUGUUAUUAUUUGGGACUUAUUCAAUCGAAAAUAGCCAAAUUGACAAAGUUUUCCCAAAACUUGGAGACAAACACAGAACAAACAUGUCUUGGCAAAUACUAGAUACAAUACAAACAGGAUUUGCCCUGACAGCUACAAGUCAGCUUCCAGACCCCUAGUUAAAUCAUUUACGAAAACAAACGUGUGUUUGAAAGCGUUCCAUAAUCCAUGCAGAUGCAUGAUUUUGUCCUAACUGUUUUACUUUGUAUUGGUACACCAUUGCCAACGGAGUCGCUUAAGUUUCAGUUUUUGUGAGUGCCAUCCUGCAUUUUUUGAAUUGUGCGCGUGUGUUUGCUGAUGCGUGUUUUCCUUUCUGCAUGUUGGCUUUAACAGCAGUGAUUCAGAAGAUGAAUUCGGCGACACAGUGGAUGGCCCAGGCCGGCCGAUGAUACUGCUGGAGGAGGAGGAGGAGGUGUGUUUUGACGAGGAGUUUGAGGAGCUGGUGCAGCGAGCAGACAGGCUGCAUGCGGCGGGCCCAGGAAGCUGGAACGAGGCUUUAAAUGCUCUCAUCUGCGGUCAGAACAAGUUUGCCAGGCGCGGAGCGUUUUGGUGGCGGAUGGCUCGUGCCUUCGGGGAUAUGUGUGAAAUUACCGAGGACAAAUCUGAGCGGCUGAUACACGCGCUCACCGGCAAAGAGUCAGCAGAAAAGGGCCUCAAGUGGAGAAGUUGCAUCAGGGAAUGCCGCAAAUGGUUUGCUAUCAUUUGCUUGGACUAUCUGUGGGAAUUACAGACGACUCAGCACCAGAUGAGAAACAGCUUUUCUGUUAAGAGGCACCUGGAGCAGACUCUGGCCACCAACCCCUCGGACCCCGAAAUGCUGCACCUGCUUGGACGCUGGGGCUUUGCAAUGGCCAACUUGACGUGGAUUGAGAGGCGAGUUUGCAACAGCAUCUUCAAGGAUUACCCAACGUCCUCUGUGAAUGAAGCUCUUCAGUAUUUCCUUAAGGCUGAAGAACUCCAGCCGAACUUCUCCAAGGCCAACCAGGUGUUCAUCGUAAAGUGUUGCGCUUCACUAGGUCUGCAGGAGGAGCUGCAGAGGUGGACUGCGUCUGCUCAGAAGCUGCCCGCUCUGACUGCCCAGGACCGCAGAGUACAGCAGGACCUGGAACGCCUGAUAUCAGUGUCAUCUCGGUCCGGUGAUUCCACACUGCUGAUGAGCUGAAGCGGUUCCCAACGCAACCACGCACCUCCCCGCGUCAUCUCGAGGACCCGGCAAUCACGUACUUCCUGCUCCACUUUGUUGACCUAUAGAGAGAGCAGGACAGUCCAUUGCAUCCCCAGUGUUGGUUAAAUCAGCGGUCUCCAACCUCUCCAGCGCCGUUUGUUUUUUACUCAUUUUGGCUAGGGUUAGCUUGUGGGCUUAACCAAAACUGUGACAAGUGCGCAGUGCGGGAAAGAGGCACGGACAGAAGUGGUAAAUAAUAAAAUAAUGGGCGGGCCACGCGCGGACUCACCGCUCACCUCCUGCUGUGCGGCCCGGUUCCUAACAGGCCACGGACGGGUACUGGUCCGGUUGGGGAACCCUGGGUUAAAUAACAGCGAAGGCUAUCAGGGGCAUUGUGAAACAGGUAAUAGGGCAGAAGAGUGGUGAUGUGCACUGGGUGUGGUAAGAAAGUGAAGAACGCUAUAUAGAAAUAACGUUUAUUUGCAGGGAAAGUGGCUUAUUUGGGGCUUGCUGAUCAACCUCACUGGACCUGUUUAGAGCCAUAGUCCAGUGGUGUUCACAGUCACCUUCUUGGCCAGCAGCAAUGAGCAGCGUCAAUUUCACUAACGUAAUUUAUUUAAAACGUGCUUCCUCGUUCUGAAUCUCAUGCUGCUGCUGCCACUGCAAAGAUGUUCACCAUAACCACCCUCUCCAGAUCGCAGAUGGACACACCUGUUAGUAGUCCAUGAGUCCAAACCAAAUAUUUCACUUUGUCGGUACCACAUGAGGUGGCUCAACUGUAAAUGUUGUGAUAACCACUCAAGACAAUUGGGUUAUCAAACAUUUACUCUUAUUAGCCAUAUAACUCAAUCGGUACUCUUAAAGUUUUUCUACCUUAAGUGGUACCGAUUUCAGUUCUUCCCAUGGACUAUAAAUAACCACUAACCGAAGUGGUUUUUCCUCAUUGGGCUUUGUGUUGAGCAAUUGUUCUCUCAAAGCUUUCGCCAUAAAACUUGGAUCACAGUCGGCUGUGAAAAAUGUAUCUGUAAGACCCCCUUAAAAUAUUUUAGAAACCGAAUUUCUAGCAAGUGGGCCGUACCUGGUUAGAUAAAAAAAAUAGUUUAGUUUAAAAGUUGUUCCCCAUGGAAAUGUUUGAAUUGUUAUUAAGUUGGCCUGGUAUCGUUUACUUGUUUGAGCUUUAGUUUCUCACCUGAACGUUAUUUUGAGAUUGCUUAUCCACUGCACUUGGAGUGAAGCUGCACUUUUUUGCCGAGUGCUUACAUUUUGUCGUUUUUUUGAGUUAGUAUUUAAUCUGAAUGUCUUGGCAUUUAUCUCAGGUUAUUUACACGUGUGUUUGUAUUAAUAGGGUUCAGCGUUGCUUACUUAAAAGUCACUAAAUGAAAGUUAGUAAGCUCUUUAGAUUCUCAGGUGAUAGUACUGAUUAUGGGAAUUGACUAGCUGGCUUGUCCUUUAACACUUCAGACUUGUUCCUAUGGUAUGAAAUAGUUGUUGGUUAUUUAAACCCUUCAAAUCAGCACUUAAGAUGCAAACCCAAAAACUAAUGGCUCUUAUUUUGUAGAUGUGUGCGUAGGCUGUGCCCUCAACCAUCCAACAUGAAGUUGGUCCUUUAUUUAAAUGAGAAAAUACCAGUUAUCUUAAUCUUGCUACCGAAUAUUAUCCCUAUUGUAUUAUUGGUAAUGCACCGUGAAAUGAAGAAUCCACUUGGAACUCGAGCGAUGCAGCGCACCACCCCGUGUUAAAGAAUGGUCCACAGAAGUAAAUGCCACAGAACUGCUUUUGAAAACUCCAGGGACCUCUUAGUCACACUAGGGGGCAGCAUUUUUCCACCCACCCUGCUAUACGGAGAUUUGUUGCACGAUAGCCAAUCCAAUAUUUACAAUUCUCAUAACUGGAAUUUAGUCACGUGUAAUACCAAAAUCAAUAUUUUUUGUUCAGUCCUUUAUGGCCAGGGUUGAGACCAUUAACUCACUACACGUAAGAAUCCCAGGUUAAGCAGAGGCAGCUGAGAAUCUGAUUUGAAUACAGGAUCUCAGCGGAGCUGCAUCAGUGCAUGAAACCUGGUCACCUCGAUCAGGAAACACUUUAAAGCCUCGAGCAUUCUGCUGCUGUCACCAGAGCGUACUGUGUUGGCGGCGCACUCGAGUGUAACUUUAAAGUUUUUUUUAUUCACCAAGCUUCAAGCUUGUGUGGGACAGGCUAGGAGACAAUGGCUACAAAAGCCUAUUUUCGUUCUUUUUAAACCCAAAGCAGUAACAACGGUUGCCAUUUACACCAUCAACUGUUAAAAUCACCUUCUGAAUCGGUAUGCUGCAGCGAGCAUGGUGGCCGACGCUUUACUUGACCGUAUUUCAUUUGUUAAAUUGCGCACUUGUUCCCAAGCUUGUAUCUUACUGCACUGGUUGAGAACUCGCAGCCUCCAGGAAUGUCCGUCGCUGUACUUUUUCAAUAUCGGCCGAGUCUUACGGAGGAGUGUUUCGCUGUCGUGUGAAUGCAGGUAACGUACAGACGGUUGUGCGCACACCUUGCGUCGUUUCAAAGGCAGGUCUCCAAAGAUGGCUGUUGUGGGUCCCUGAGGACUUAGAGGUCGUUGUGUUGGAUAGUUAUGAAUCAAAUAUGGCUAGCUCUUACAGACCAGGGGCGGGGGUGGGAUCCUUUUCCCAAAUGACAGCCAAAUAAAAAGUAUUAAGCUUUCGUGACUGCAUAAAAUUACUCAUUGGUUUUUUCGGUAAAGUCACGUAUGUAGAAAUACAAUAAAAUUAUAUUAAAACAAAAAACAAUCACGACGUUUCGAUCACAACGCAA
Petromyzon marinus (sea lamprey) is the source of this 6495-nucleotide messenger RNA. RefSeq names its product regulator of microtubule dynamics protein 3-like. The record is from RefSeq and is a predicted model, not a curated record. NCBI's taxonomy places the organism in Eukaryota, Metazoa, Chordata, Hyperoartia, Petromyzontiformes, Petromyzontidae. Gene Ontology annotation, molecular function: microtubule binding. Gene Ontology annotation, cellular component: mitochondrion; spindle microtubule; mitotic spindle pole.